Messenger RNA from Esox lucius (northern pike), 1547 nucleotides. RefSeq names its product E3 ubiquitin-protein ligase TRIM39. Gene Ontology annotation, molecular function: protein binding. The record is from RefSeq and is a predicted model, not a curated record. The transcript is spliced from 2 exons. Bases 337 to 1095 code for a protein of 252 amino acids. NCBI's taxonomy places the organism in Eukaryota, Metazoa, Chordata, Actinopteri, Esociformes, Esocidae.
UAAACAUACCAGUUCUAAACAAGCAACCUUAAACAGCUCUCUUUCCUCCAUCAACUAGCCAGAACAAGAUUCAUCAUAGUAUAAUUAGGGAUUUAAUGGGAACGGAAACAAAGUAGCAGAUCCAACAUACUUGCUGAUAGACUAAGUAGAUUUAGCCAGCUAAAUAAAUAGUGGGCUAGCCAGAGGAAAGAUUCAACUGUUCUUCAGAAAGUCAAGCAGAAGUUUGAUAGGAUCAAAUAUCAAAUCCAGGCUGAGAGUGUUGCAGCAGAAACCGGAGCUUUCUUGAAUACAACACACUGCAAGACAGACAAAUCUAACCUCACUGAGACCUAAGAGAUGUUUCCGGGAGGAUCAAUCACCUCAGUCGUCUGUUUGGUGUGUCUGGUCUGUCUGGUGCAGGCAGAAACGCAUGCAGAAACGCAGGCAGAAAUGCAACAGACAAUCCGGGAGACACAGGAGAAGGUUAAGGAGGUUAAACACUCACUGGAGUUGGCUGCUGAACAUGACAGUAAAUCCCAUGGGGAUGAGUUUAGAGAUUUUCAGCGGUAUGCCGUCGAUGUGACUCUAGACCCUGACACAGCACACCCUGCACUCCGCCUGUCUAAAGAUAGGAAAGAGCUGAGAGUUGGAGACAAAUGUCUGACUUUCACUGCAAACCCAAAGAGGUUCUAUCCUGUUAUCAUUGUCUUAGGAAAGACAGGUUUCUGCUCUGGGAGAUUUUACUAUGAGGUGCAGGUCAAGGGCAAGACCAGCUGGGAGUUAGGACUGGCCAGAGAGUCCAUCACGAGGACGGGUGGUAUAAUAUUGAGCCCUGAGAAUGGAUAUUGGACAAUAUGGCUGAGAAAUGGGAAGUACGUGGCUCUAGCUAAUCCUCCUGUCACCCUGUCCCUCAGAAAGAAGCCCCAGAAGGUGGGGGUGUUUGUGGAUUAUGAGAAGGGUCUUGCCUCCUUUUUCGAUAUGGACAACCGGAGUCAUAUCUACUCCUUCACGGGUCAGAACUUCAUAGAGAAACUCUAUCCAUACUUCAGCCCCGGCCGUGGGGGACGAGACAACUCAGCCCCAUUGGUCAUCAGACAUGUCACUGGAACCCACUGAAUUCUCACAUUUGUUUAUAAAAUCUAAAAUGUUCUUAUUUCCUAAUCUAUGGUAGUGAAAUUCCUUUGGUCAGAGAUUCAGGUUAGGGUUCAAUCUCAUAUUUCCUAAUUUAUGGUAGUGAAACUCCUUUGGUCAGAGAUUCAGGUUAGUGUUCAAUCUUCAUGUUCUGUUUUCAAUGCAUGUUUGAAAAUCUGUGUUUCCCUGUUGAAAGAUUCCAUAUUCAUGGUCAAUAAUGCAUCAGAAUAUCCUUUAUAUACCUGUAAUUCAAAGUAGAGGUGUUUAUAUGUUUCUGCUAAUACUCUCAAAUAAAGAUUGUAUAUGAAUAAACUAUGCAGUUCCUAGAACAGUAAUAAGAAAAUAAUUAUUGAUACUCUGUACAUCACAAUAACAUGUAUGUUUAGCUUGGUGUUGUUAUAAAUGAAUUAUUAAAUAAUAAAGAGAGCAAAUGAGGA